Molecule: messenger RNA, 843 nt
Organism: Salvia hispanica
Lineage: Eukaryota; Viridiplantae; Streptophyta; Magnoliopsida; Lamiales; Lamiaceae
Source: RefSeq, a predicted model, not a curated record
AUCUGCUUCUCUCAUCAAUUUUCAAGCAUCUAACUGCAACAUUCAAGGAGUUAUUCCUUCUGCUUUUGGAAAUUUGAGCAAUUUACAAACUUUGGAUUUAUCUACGAAUAAUCUCACAGGAUUCAUCCCGGCAACAAUGGGGAAGUUGAAGCAACUAGGGAAGUUAAACCUCUAUAAUAACCGGCUGGGCGGAUAUAUCCCUCGUGAUCUUUGUCUAAUGAGUAAAUUGAUGAACUUGGGCUUGCAUGCCAACAUGCUUGUAGGUCCGAUACCAGAAUGUUUGGGGGAAGUUAAAUCUCUAAGAAUGGUCACAAUGAACUCGAACAAGCUGAGUUCCACUCUCCCUUCAGAAAUCUUUGGUCUUGCAGACCUCAUAUAUUUGGACUUGUCUUCGAACAAUCUGAGUGGUCAACUUCCGUAUAUUGGAAGGUUGAAGGCUAUUAACGAGUUAGACUUAUCCUCUAACGAGUUUUCAGGUUCUAUUCCUGAAUCAAUCGGAAAUUUGAGCAAUUUACAAGCUUUGGAUUUAUCUAUGAAUAAUCUCACAGGAUUCAUCCCGGCAACAAUGGGGAAGUUGAAGCAACUGGGGAGGUCCGAUACCAGAAUGUUUGGGGGAAGUUAAAUCUCUAAGAGUGGUCACAAUGAACUUGAACAAGCUGAGUUCCACUCUCCCUUCGGAAAUCUUUAGUCUUGCAGACCUCAUAUUUUUGGACUUGUCUACAAACAAUCUGAGUGGUCAACUUCCGUAUAUUGGAAGGUUGAAGGCUAUUUACGCGUUAGACUUAUCCUCUAACAAGUUUUCAGGUUCUAUUCCUGAAUCAAUUGGUGGAUGUGAGUCACUUG